CUGCAAACAUGAUCAUCAGCCACAGCCAAUAAGUAUAAGCGCGGAUCGAGCUAGCUAGCUAGCCAGCUCGGAGUCGGAGCACGCCUAGACACCACCAGGCUAGCAGCAAUGGCGGCUCGGCUCGCCGUCGCGUUCCUCGCCGUGUCCUCUGCCUUCUUGGCCGUCUCUGGCCAGAAGUUCAACGCCAUCUUCAGCUUCGGCGACUCCAUGUCCGACACCGGCAACCUGUGCGUGAACGGUCCCCCCGCCGGCCUCACUCUCACCCAGCCCCCCUACGGCGAGACCUUCUUCGGCCGCGCCACCUGCCGCUGCUCCGACGGCCGCCUCGUCGUCGACUUCCUGGCCGAGAAAUUCGGUCUGCCGCUGCUGAAGCCGUCGAAGCAGGGCGGCUCCGACUUCAAGCAGGGCGCCAACAUGGCCAUCAUCGGCGCCACCACCAUGGACUCUGGCUUCUUCCAGUCUCUGGGCAUCGGCGACAAGAUCUGGAACAACGGGCCCCUCAACACCCAGAUCCAGUGGUUCCAGCAGCUGAUGCCGUCCAUCUGCGGCUCCACGCAGGCCUGCAAGUCGUACCUGUCCAAGUCGCUGUUCGUUCUCGGCGAGUUCGGCGGCAACGACUACAACGCGCAGAUCUUCGGCGGCUACACGCCGGAGCAAGCGAGCGGGCAGAGCGGCACCAUCGUGGACGCCAUCGGCAAGGGCGUGGAGCAGCUCAUCAGCCUGGGCGCCAUGUACGUGGUCGUCCCGGGGGUGCUCCCCGUGGGCUGCUUCCCGAUCUACCUCACCCUGUACCAGACCUCCAACGCCGGCGACUACGACCAGUACGGCUGCCUGAAGCGCUUCAACGCGCUGUCGGCGAACCACAACUCGCUGCUGCAGAGCAAGGUGUCGAGCCUGCAGGCCAAGUACCCAGGCGCGCGGAUCAUGUACGCCGACUUCUACAGCCACGUCUACGACAUGGUCAAGAGCCCUGGCAGCUACGGCUUCAGCACCAACCUCAGGGCAUGCUGCGGCGCCGGCGGCGGCAAGUACAACUACCAGAACGGCGCGCGCUGCGGCAUGUCCGGCGCGUACGCCUGCUCCAACCCGUCGUCGUCGCUCAGCUGGGACGGCAUCCACCUCACGGAGGCGGCGUACAAGAAGAUCGCCGACGGGUGGGUCAGCGGCGCCUACUGCCACCCGGCCAUCUCGGCCUAGAGCGAGCUCCGGGAAUCGGGGGGCUGGUUGGUUGGUGCUGGUGGUGGUGGUUCGUUAAUUUGCUGGCCGGGCCUCUCAAGUUAGGGGAAGGGGAAUCAGAUUAAUUGUAUUUGUUUAGAUGGAAUCGAAGCGGGCAAGAAGAUGAUGGAGGUGAUCAGCAAGAAAUAAUCAAUGGAAGCAUAGUAAUUCUCUCGUGUUCAUCAUGUGACACCAAUGCUAAUACCACUCGUGUAGCAUGCGAUUUUAUAAGGCUAUUUAUGCGUUGAAUUUGAA
Molecule: messenger RNA, 1470 nt
Organism: Sorghum bicolor (sorghum)
Lineage: Eukaryota; Viridiplantae; Streptophyta; Magnoliopsida; Poales; Poaceae
Product: GDSL esterase/lipase At5g45910-like
Exons: 3
Coding region: 109-1197 (362 amino acids)
Molecular function (GO): hydrolase activity, acting on ester bonds
Source: RefSeq, a predicted model, not a curated record